GAGGAAUUGGGCCCCGAAUUCUUAGAACUAAAAGGAAACGGACGAUUUAAUUACUCUUCAGUUUUUUUUUUUGCUUUCGAUUCUCUGCCUUCGCCUCCUCCUCUUCUUUUAUUACCACUGCUGCUACUUGCUGGAUUCUCGUUUCAAUGAUGGGUGAAGUUGGUCCUACAAUAGCCAAGGAUGUCACUGAAUUGAUUGGUAAAACCCCGUUGGUGUAUCUCAACGAUGUUGCAACUGGCUGCGUAGGCUGCAUUGCUGCUAAGUUAGAGAUGAUGGAACCAUGCUCCAGUGUCAAAGACAGGAUUGGAUAUAGUAUGAUUGCUGAUGCAGAGGAGAGAGGACUUAUCUCACCAGGAAAGAGCAUCCUGAUUGAACCUACUAGCGGUAAUACCGGCAUAGGGCUGGCCUUCAUGGCAGCUGCAAAGGGUUAUAGGCUCAUACUUACAAUGCCAGCCUCCAUGAGCCUUGAGAGGAGGACCAUUCUUAAAGCUUUCGGUGCCGAAUUGGUCCUCACAGAUCCAACUUUUGGCAUGAAAGGUGCUGUUCAGAAGGCAGAAGAGUUGGCUGCGAAGACACCCAAUUCAUACAUCCUUCAGCAGUUUGAAAAUCCUGCUAACCCAAAGGUUCAUUAUGAGAAAACUGGACCAGAGAUCUGGAAAGGAACUUGGGGCAAAAUUGAUGCCCUUGUGUCCGGUAUCGGUACAGGGGGUACGAUUACUGGAGCAGGAAGAUAUCUUAAAGAGCAGAAUCCUGACAUCAAGCUGUAUGGUGUGGAACCAGCUGAAAGUGCAGUUUUAUCUGGAGGAAAACCUGGUCCACAUAAGAUCCAAGGUAUAGGAGCUGGCUUUAUUCCUGGUGUUUUGGAUGUCAAUCUCAUUGAUGAAGUUAUCCAAGUCUCAAGUGCCGAAGCUAUUGAAACAGCAAAACUUCUAGCCUUGAAAGAAGGGUUGUUGGUUGGAAUAUCAUCUGGAGCUGCUGCUGCUGCUGCUAUUAGGAUUGCACAGAGACCAGAAAAUGAGGGAAAGCUCAUAGUUGUUGUUUUCCCAAGUUUUGGCGAGCGAUAUCUUUCUACGCCCCUCUUCCAGUCGAUAAAGAAAGAAGCUGAGAGCAUGGUGUUUGAGCCCUGAGGGUGAUUUUUGAUUGUCAUCGCCGCGGAGUUACCAUCUCCAUAAUUUUAUGAUAAUGGUUUUUUGAAGAGGCUCUUGUAUGAGUGGUUGUAUCAGAAUAAAAGUGUGGAUGGAUUCAUGACCAAGUCUCAGACAUUGAAAAUGGAGGAUGUGCUGUUAUAACCUUGACUUGUUAGUACAUUAUACCUUCCUUAGUUGAUUGGCUAGAGUAUUUUAAUUGUCAGUGCAUAAAAAGUGCAUAAAUUUGCAAAUAAAGGAUAGAGUUAAUCUAGUUA
Phoenix dactylifera (date palm) is the source of this 1402-nucleotide messenger RNA. Its product is annotated as cysteine synthase-like. The record is from RefSeq and is a predicted model, not a curated record. Gene Ontology annotation, molecular function: cysteine synthase activity. NCBI's taxonomy places the organism in Eukaryota, Viridiplantae, Streptophyta, Magnoliopsida, Arecales, Arecaceae.